Talaromyces amestolkiae is the source of this 2214-nucleotide messenger RNA. RefSeq lists its product as uncharacterized. The record is from RefSeq and is a predicted model, not a curated record. Lineage: Eukaryota; Fungi; Ascomycota; Eurotiomycetes; Eurotiales; Trichocomaceae. The transcript has a single exon. Bases 1 to 2214 code for a protein of 737 amino acids.
AUGUCUUUCAAGUUUGAAUCGACCAUUGCAAAUCAUCAAGCCGGCUUUCCCGGUAAUCUUGUGCUCAUAUGCGCGUUCGUCAUUGCUUUCUUGUCAUGGAAACUUUUCAAAGGCUAUCUUAAGACUGAAGGAUCCAAUGAUUUAUCUACACCAGGGCUCAAAGAGCUCAAAGGAUUCAAAGAGCCACGUCCAUAUACCACGGCAACCGUAAGCUCAGCGAGAGAGCUAGAAUUCUAUAAAAGCCUCUAUUACAAGCUUCAAAAUUUGGAGGAACACCCCGACAUAAUACCGGUGGCACGACAGGCAUUCCUAGUUUUGCUUUCGCAAGCAGUAGAAGAUUACGCCAAGGCACCGGAGACCAACAUACUCUCUGUUCAGCACUUUGACAGCGACGCGCUUUCUCGAUUUCUAAUGAAUGAUCAAGAUGAUGUCACAAGGCAAUAUCAUCAGUACAUCAGUCGCCGACGAUCGGGAGGUCCACGCGAGCUUUUUCUCAAUCGGCAGGCAGCUGAGGACUGGCUGAGGGAGAUUGCACCGCUAAAGUUGGUCGAUGGCGCCUGGCUCGGGCAUUUAAACAAGAUCACUAUGCCUUUCUCCUUGAGACACAUCGUCAAACAGACUUGGCAAGUGUUUACAGAUGAACUGGGGAAUGGGAACCCCGACCAGCAUCAUGUCAAGAUCUACGAGGACCUUUUGAGAAUAAUUGAACCGGACUUGCCCUCGGCAACAACAAAAGCUAUUCUGCAUCCUCGUUACAAGCUAGGUAGCCUUAAGUAUUGGAGAGCAGCUGUGGCACAGUUACUCGUGUCUCUCUUCCCGCACGAGUUUUUGCCUGAGAUUCUUGGGUUUAACAUGCACUUUGAAGCCCUGCAACUGGAAACAAUGCAAGCGGCGAAAGAGUUACCUGAAGUUGGCUUUGACGGGUAUUAUUUCCUGCUUCACGUCUCCAUUGAUAAUAGCCACUCGGGCCACGCUGCGAUGGCUACAGCAAGCGUUGAGGAUUACAUUCAGCACAUUUCAGAAUCCGAGGGCGAUGUGGCUGCUGAUGCAGUGUGGAAGCGUGUUCAGGCUGGAUAUAUUUUCAGCGAGUGGCAAUUUCGAAAGGGCAACCAAGCAACAAAUAUUCUUGCACGACUCGAUGAUGACUCCCACGGUCGAUUGGAGUCCAUACAGUCAAAAGUUCUUGCGAUAUUCGGCUCGAAAAUUCAAGCGGCUCAUAGGCUGCAUUGUGGCAGUCGGGUGAAAAUUGGGGAGCGCUUGCUAACCGACUGGCUGGAUCCUGAAGCGUUCUCGACCGAGCAAUGGCGACAGAAGUUUAUUGAAAGCUUGAGCACAAGUAAGCCAUGGAUAUAUCCAGGUGACAGCCAGAGGAGCAAAUUGGUUCAAGCGCUUCAAUGGGGAGGAAAGAUGUACGGUUCAUUUACGCCGAGCGAGCUUGAUACACUUGUGCUUUGGAUUGACUCCCUGGACAGCACGCACAGACCUUCCCACUACUCUUACAUCGGACAGCCGCCCAUGAGAUUAGCUUUGGAUCAUAGUGAUCAUGUUGCCCUCGCUGCUGGUAGCAGAGCCAUUGAGCCGGCCACUCUAGCCUCGUUGAGGAAGCACCUAGGAGAUCGGACAGCUCAUCUCAAUAUUGCUCAUCUCUUACCACUCUGGUUUACCCAGUGCUGCCUACUGGAAUCGUUUCUGUACGCCCCACAGAGAUCGGGCGACAAGCUCGGGUGCGCUGUGGUGGGGUUCUUGAGGGCUCAGUCCGGUUUCGAAACGGACGACCAGCCUUACUCAGCGGAAAAUGGAGGUAUCGUCGAGUUUGGCCUAGAAAUGAUUCGCCAGGCCUCCCUGCCCGUCCCUGAGAAUCUAGAUGGCAUCCUCUCAGUUUGGCCGUCUGAUUUUGCGACAACCAUGCUCAAAUUAGCUUCCAGCCCUGUUCGAAAUAUCGGUGUCUUACUAGGUAUGUCUCUAGCGUUCCUUGAACUACAGGAGAUGAUGUCGGAGUCUUCGAAUCCCGGCUUGCUUUGUCCAAAGAGCAGUGAGCGCCUUGCGACACUAGUUCGGAAGCAGUACCAAUACUUACAAAUUUGUCUUGGGGAGAUUCCCGCUGGAGAUGCGCGACGCGGAGACAUCGACCAUGGGUUCAGCAUGGCCAAAAUAGAAAUCCAUAGACUCUUCGAACACCCUACUUCUACGCCAUUCACUCCGAAUGUCAAUUGA